AUGGACCCCCUCUCGAUUGCUGCCUCGACGGUGCCCUUGCUGGAGGCUGCUGGCUUUAUCACCAAGUCCCUCUACAAGCUCGCCAAGUCCUACCGAACGGUGGAAGUCCGUAUCGUAGGACUCUGCGAGGAGCUCACCAAUCUAACAAACUUUCUGAAUACUGUGGACAAGACCUUGAGGAGAUAUGGUACCCUGGACUUUGCCCUCGUGGAGAAGGAGCUGUGGCGGGAGAUUGACCAGUCGUUGGUCAACUGCGAGCUGUCGCUGAACGACCUGAAGAAACUGGUCGAGAGGAUCAAGAGGCACGCUCACACGAAGGGCUUUGCCUGGAAGACUCGAACGGUAGCGGACCUGGCCGUCUACGACGGCGAGCUGGCUGCGUUCAGAGACAAGAUCCACAAGUCCAACUGGGCUCUGCAGACCAUCCUCAGCACAAUCAACGUGUCGCUGUCUCUGCGAAGCAACACGUCGCAAGCCAAGAUCCUGACCGAGCUGAGUACGCUCAAGCUGUCUAUUGAAGAAGCGCUCCGAGUGUCUCGUCUGCCGGUCGGCGGAUUCUCACCGCACUUUACCUCUCUACCUGAUGCCCGUCUGGCUGACAAUCUGUGGCACUUGGCCGAGGCGGCGAAGCAGUUUCACUCCGCCGCUUCUUCGACUGCUAGUACCGUCAGGGCAGAUGACAGCAAUGCUUCCGUCCGCCAGCUCUCCAGGACUGGUUCCAGCCUCGCCGGCGACUUCCCGUCCAUCAGACGCCAGUGGGUUGAGCAGUGCCUCUGGCAGAGACGUUGCCAGUCUCCUGAAUUCGCCACGCCUGUUCUAGCCAAAGCAAGGACGAACCCAGAAGAAAUAAGCGAUCAGAAGAAAUGGACCUCAGACUCGCCGACCCUGGCGUCAGACUCGGCGCCACAAGUCGUUGAGCAACGUCGCUCAGACAAAGAAACGGAAGACGAAGAGGAAGAGGGGGAGGAGGACGACGGCGAGGACUGUUCAGAUUUUGACCAGUACUACAUCUCUGGCCUCUACGAGCUCGCCAACGAAAGCAUCAAGGCUCUCGACUUUGCCAACGCAGCGCGCCUCCUGAGCCGCUUCCUCUCCAAGGCCACCGCCUCGACCGAGGCCGGCGUCGCGCACAAGCCCACCCGCACGACCAAGAUCCAGCUCGCCAUCUGCCACUUCCUCGAAGGGUCCUGGCAAAAGGCCGCGCCGCUGGUGACGGAGCUCGCCCGCUCCAAGGCCGGCCGGAACAUGGUCGUGUGCAACCUCCUGCACGCCCUGGCCAUCGCGCACCUCGCCCAGGGCGAGACGGACGAGGCGCUCGCCACCUGCCAGCAGGCCUUCCUCGGCAAGAAGCGGCUGCGGAAGAAGCAGGACAGCGGCGAGUACUCGGCCGAGUACUACGCCUCGCUCGGCCUCCUUCAUGUCGUCUUUGACGCCUCCGACGACCCGAUCCGAGCGGAGAUCUUCAAGCGCCAGCUCCCCGCCGACUUUGACUAUCACCAUUUCCCCGACCCGCGGCUCUUCAUCGCUCAGCACCAGACCCUCCUCAGGGCGCUGUUCCUGCUGCCACCGGGCGAGACCGCCACGCCGCUCGUCUUCGAGGGCAGCCCUGAGCCCGGCAAGCGCGUCAGGGGUUCGAGGCGGGACGGAAGCUCGCAGCAUGUCUCGACCAUCGAGACGGAAGCUACGACCCCCUUUCGCGGCGACGCGGACGACGAGCUGUCGCCGAUAUCACCCCAGGCCGUCAAGAGGGGCAUCAACCGCAUCUUCGGACGCAUGAUCCGGCGCACGUCGAGAGAGGCGCUCGACAGCCCCGGCAGUCCGAAGCCGGACUCGUUCCACUCAAACGGUCUCACACGCCACCGGGCCAAGCCAGCAAACACGUGGACCAACACCAAAAAGCUCCGGACGGUCCUCAAGAAGAGACAGGUCGUCAACCCGCCGCAGUGGCGCCGACAGGACAGCACGGAGGACGAGUCGAGCGGCGGCGAGUCCACACCGCUGCAGGACGACGGAGCAUUCACGACCACGGGGCGAUUCUUCUUCGCGGGAGACGAACAGCGCGGCACCCCUGUCUUCCCCGCCGAGCUCGCGGCUACGAGUGGACCGCCCGAACUGGAAGAUAUGGUCACCGCGGUUCAGCUUCAGCCUACCCCAACGUCGGGCUCGGCCCCCAUGCAACGCAGCCUGGAGCAGGUGGCAUCCGCCUUUGCGUCCAUCGCGGCAGCCAAGGACCCAGACCACCGACACGCCAUCCGGCUCGAGCUCGAGAUUCUCUCGCGCGACCUCGCAGCAACGAGCAACGACCUCCAGCUCCUGCGCGACAUUGACAAUGCCAUAAAGUCCAUCUCGAGCAAAGAAGCCACAAAGGACGCAGACAUCGAAGACUCGGGCUACGAAUCGGCAGUGAACUCCUACCCCGCGAGAACUAGCAGCGCCAGAGGACCAGAAAGAACGUUCAAGGGACCUAUGGAAGAAUAUGCAACCAAGAGCACCAUUACAAAUUUCAAGACACUCGAUGAACUUGCUAGAUCAUACGAGAAACCACGGAGGGCGCCAGAUAUCUAUAACCAGGGUGGAAACGGCGCGCAGCAAAGGUCGUGGAUGCAAUUUUCGGCGCGAUAUCUACCUGGAGCGAAUAGGGGAGGAUCGAGGACACCAAUAGGUGCCCUAUAUCCGAACCUCAGGAGGCCGUGGCCGUGA
Molecule: messenger RNA, 2700 nt
Organism: Verticillium dahliae VdLs.17
Lineage: Eukaryota; Fungi; Ascomycota; Sordariomycetes; Glomerellales; Plectosphaerellaceae
Exons: 4
Coding region: 1-2700 (899 amino acids)
Molecular function (GO): protein binding
Source: RefSeq, a predicted model, not a curated record